UUUUUCAGUAGAAUUACUCUAUUCGUUUAUUUGAUCGUUGAUUGUUUACUCAUUGGAUUGAUAUGUAUAUUGAUGAGUUUUUUUUCUCUGUUUGAUGAUUCUUUUCCCAUAGAGUCGGGUCCUUAAAUUACUUUAUAUUUUAAUUCUAUGAAAAAUGUGUAUAUAGUUUAAAAGGUGUAGGUUAAACAGAAAAUCCCAGAUCCGAUUUUGGUGUUUAUGAUGAACUAGAAUGGGGAAAAUAGGAAGACGUAAAGACAAAUAACAGAAAAGAGAAUAUUCGUCCGGGACAUUAGCAAUGCUUGUUCGCUGCUAACCGCUAAUUAACCAAAUAUCACCUUCACAAUAUCCCAAGAAAAUCAUACAAGUUAUUCUACUAUUUGCACAACAUUUUGUCAAUCAUCAAAACGCAAUAAAAUUACGAAUAACAAGUUAUUUGCCUUACUUGAUAAGGAGUAGAUAGAUUGUUUUUGUUUUGACAGUAUCUCGGGGACUCCAAUAACUUGUUUUUGUCUUCCUCUGGUUAAUCCUUUUCUUUGACUCUGCAAUUACGUUGUUGCACGGUAUCCUGUUUAAUUAAUUAAGAACACUUGCAUGUCCAUGGAUUAAACAUUUUAUUUCCUACCUCCAAGUUGUAAUUAAUUGCCUUUGAAUUUGUUCAUUUUUUUUUUGUCUAAUGCUCCAGAGUGUUGUAUCUGUUAUUUAUGUUGUUUCUUGGUUGUUAAUUGGAUUUUAAUUUACUCUUCCCAGUUGAAUUUCCAUUUUAUAUAUAUCGAUAGUGAGGAAUCGGGAUUUUCAAGAGUCAAACUAUACAAAAAAAACACGAAAAAGUAUAUAUAUAUAUAUAUUUUUUUUUUUUUUCUUUACCUGUGUAGUUAGUUUUAUUUUUUGGCAAAGACACUCCCUGGAUCCCGAGUACCUUGUGACGUGUGAAUACAUUCAUGUAUAAGUCCUUAAACUAAUUAAACACCGAUUUAACUUAUCUAAAUAAUUUAUACACCAUCAGUGGAUGUUAUAACCAAGUGUUGCUGGUCAGUCACCUUAUGUUAAGGUCGCAGGCCAAUAGUCGUAGUAUUACUCUUGGGGUUUCUUGUUCUUUGAUUUAUGUAUUAUUACGUUGCAGUUAUUGUUCUUUUUUCUCAUUCAGAAUGCUUUGUCGUGCUAUGUCUAAAAUUUUUUCAGGGCUUCUUUACUUCUGUUCAUUUUUUUCCUGACUGCUUCGCAUGCUUGUCCUAGAGCAGAGGGUUUAUAAAAAACCUCUGUACCUCCCAAGGUAGGGGUAAGAUCUUAGAUCUGCAUACACAGUUACACAGUACCAGCCCCAGACCUUACUUGUGGGAUCACAUUUGGGAGAAAGAAUUGGACAAAGAAAUGAAGGAUAUCUGGACUGUGUUUUGUGGGGCACCUGGUUGUUCGGACGAUAAUGGGAAGUUCUGCUAUACUGAUUUUGGGUCGAUGACAGAUCCUUCAUCAUGUAUCAAUCAUGUGUUGAUAAUUUGUUGUGAUGUUAUACUUCUGCUCAUCUUCUUAUACAAUCUGUUUUCGAAGACAUCCUUAAGAACUACCAAUAUUCCAGCUCGUUUUCAGGGGUUUUCGCGUUUGCAGUUGAUUUCUGCCAUUUUUAAUGGCUUCCUAGGAUUGUCAUAUUUGGCAUUUGGCAUUUGGAUUUUAGAAGAUAAGGUUAUGAAAACCCACAGUUCAUUACAUCUACACUGGUGGUUAUUAAUCAUGUUUCACGGAACGACAUGGUUAUUAGUAAGUUGUACCACAAGUCUUCGAGGAAAAUAUUUCUCAAGAACCCCCCUGAAGAUUUUGUCAAUUUUUGCUUUUAUCUUUGCUGGGGUUUCUUGCGGUUUCUCUCUUUUUGCUGCCAUUCUUGUCAAAAGGGCAUCAUUGAAUAUAGCUUUAGAUAUAUUAUCUUCUUUAGGAGCAUGUUUAUUGUUGUUAUGCACCUAUAAAGAGCUAAAGGAGGAAGAUCCCAUUGGAAAUGACCUUUAUGCUCCCUUAAAUGGAAUUAGUAAAAGUAAUUCAGUUAGUUCCGUCACUCCAUUUGCUAAGGCUGGAAUCUUGAGUAAAAUAUCAUUUUGGUGGUUGAAUCCGCUGAUGAAGAAGGGGAAGAAAAAAACUCUUCAAGAUGAGGACAUACCUAGAUUGCGUGAGUCCGAUUGUGCAGAAUCGUGUUACUUAAUAUUUGAGGAGCUAUUGAACAAACAGAAACAAGUUGAUCCCACUUCCCAGCCAUCAGUUUUGAAGACAAUUUUCAUAAGUCACCGUAUAGAAAUUAUUGUUUCAGGAUUCUUCGCACUGCUGAAAGUAGUCACUGUGUCAGCAGGCCCUUUGCUUCUUAAUGCCUUUAUUCAGGUUGCUGAAGGAAAUGCAAGUUUCAGAAAUGAGGGGCUUUUCUUGGCCAUUCUGCUUUUCAUUUCAAAGAGCUUGGAAUCCUUAGCACAAAGACAGUGGUAUUUCAGGUGCAGACUAAUUGGUCUUAAAGUGAGGUCUUUACUUACAGCUGCUAUUUAUAGGAAGCAAAUUAGAUUAUCUAAUGCCUCCAAGCUGAUGCAUUCCAGUGGUGAGAUUAUGAACUAUGUUACAGUGGAUGCUUAUCGUAUUGGAGAGUUUCCUUUUUGGCUGCAUCAAACCUGGACAACAUCUGUCCAGCUCUGCCUUGUACUUAUAAUUCUCUUUCACGUUGUUGGUGUAGCAACUAUUGCAUCCUUGGUAGUGAUUAUACUCACUGUGCUUUGCAAUACUCCCCUUGCAAUGUUACAGCAUAAGUUCCAGACCAAGUUAAUGGUUGCACAAGAUGAUAGGCUAAAAGCUAUUUCUGAGGCUCUUGUUAGUAUGAAGGUUCUAAGAUUAUAUGCAUGGGAAGCCCAUUUCAAAAAUGUUAUCCAAAUUUUGAGGCAAGUAGAAGAAAAGUGGUUAUCAGCUGUUCAGUUGCGUAGAUCAUAUAAUAGCUUCCUUUUCUGGUCAUCUCCUGUUUUGGUUUCUGCUGCUACUUUUGGGACUUGUUAUUUCCUUGGUAUUCCACUAAAUGCGAGCAACGUUUUUACCUUUGUAGCAACUUUACGCCUGGUUCAGGAGCCUGUUAGAACAGCUCCGGACGUUAUUGGUGUGGUAAUUCAAGCAAAGGUCUCCUUUGAGAGGAUUGUCAAGUUCCUUGAGGCAUCUGAGCUGGAAAUGAGACAAGAACACAUCAGAAGCACAGAUCAUACUGUACUCAUCAAAUCUGCUAAUCUUUCAUGGGAAGAGAACCCAUCGCGACCAACACUCAGAAACAUUAAUCUGGAGGUUAAACCAGGUGAGAAGGUUGCUAUAUGUGGGGAAGUGGGCUCAGGAAAGUCAUCUCUUCUAUCAGCAAUUCUGGGAGAGGUUCCAAGUAUACAAGGAACAGUUCAAGUAUAUGGAACAACUGCCUACGUCUCUCAAUCAGCAUGGAUUCAGACAGGGACAAUACAAGAGAAUAUAUUGUUCGGUUCUCCAUUGGAUAGCCAGAGAUACCAGCAAACCUUGGAGAAGUGUUCACUGUUAAAAGAUCUCGAGAUACUACCUUAUGGUGAUCUCACAGAAAUAGGAGAAAGAGGAGUCAAUCUUAGUGGUGGACAAAAGCAGAGAAUUCAACUUGCUCGUGCUUUGUAUCAUGAUGCGGAUAUAUAUCUCUUGGAUGAUCCCUUUAGUGCUGUAGAUGCCCAUACCUCGACAAGCCUCUUCAACGAAUACAUCAUGGGAGCUCUUUCCGGGAAGACUAUCUUACUUGUGACUCAUCAAGUUGAUUUUCUUCCUGCAUUCGAUUUGGUUCUGUUAAUGUCAGAUGGAGAAAUUUUACGCUCAGCUUCAUAUGAUCAGUUAUUGGCCUCGAGCAAAGAAUUUCAAAACUUGGUUAAUGCACACAAAGAGACUGCUGGUUCAGAAAGGGUUUCGGAGGCUUUUUAUUCACCAAGAAGUGAUACUUGUUCAAGAGAAAUUAAAAAUAAAGAUAGUGGUGAACAACCAAAAACCUCUGGAGGAGAUCAGUUGAUCAAGCAAGAGGAGAGGGAAGUUGGAGACACUGGAUUUAAGUCUUAUGUUCAGUAUUUGAAUCAAAAUAAAGGAUACUUGUUCUUUGCCAUAGCUGUUGUUUCGCAACUUGCGUUUGUGGCCAGUCAGAUAUUACAGAACUCCUGGAUGGCUGCAAAUGUUGAAAAUCCUGAAGUUAGCACUUUGAGACUGAUUUCAGUUUACUUGCUAAUUGGAUUUGUAUCCACACUAUUUUUGCUCUCUAGAUCUCUAUCAACUGUUCUUUUGGGUUUGCAAUCUUCAAAGUCCUUGUUCUCACAGCUACUAAAUUCUCUCUUCCGUGCACCUAUGUCAUUUUAUGAUUCCACACCUUUGGGAAGGAUACUAAGCAGGGUCUCAUCAGAUUUGAGUAUAGUUGAUCUUGACGUCCCAUUCUACUUGAUUUUUGCGGUUGCAUCUACCACAAACUUUUAUUCUAAUUUUACAGUACUAGGUGUUGUUACUUGGCAAGUUUUGUUUGUCUCCAUCCCUGUGGUUUAUGUGGCCAUUCUCUUACAGAGAUACUACUUUGCAUCUGCCAAAGAGUUGAUGCGGAUCAAUGGAACUACCAAAUCAUUUGUGGCCAACCAUCUUGCUGAAGCCAUUGCUGGAGCUGUGACUAUAAGGGCAUUCAAGGAGGAAGAGAGAUUUUUCGUGAAAACGUUUGAACUAAUUGAUAUAAAUGCCAGUCCUUUCUUCCACAAUUUUGCAGCAAAUGAGUGGCUGAUUCAACGUCUGGAAACUAUUAGUGCAAUUGUUCUUGCUUCCGCAGCACUUUGCAUGGUUUUACUUCCUCCUGGGACUUUCAGCUCUGGAUUUAUUGGGAUGGCUUUAUCUUAUGGUCUUUCCCUAAACAUAACCCUUGUUUCUUCCAUUCAAUAUCAAUGCACUUUGGUGAACUAUAUCAUUUCUGUGGAAAGACUUAACCAGUAUAUGCAUAUACCAAGUGAAGCUCCUGAAAUUUUAAAAGAGAACCGUCCCCCAGUCAAUUGGCCUUCGAGGGGUAAAGUUGAAAUUCAUGAUUUGCAGAUAAGAUAUUGGAAGGAUUCCAGACUUGUUCUUAGGGGGAUCAACUGUACAUUUGAAGGAGGUCAUAAAGUUGGUAUUGUUGGACGAACUGCCAGUGGGAAGAGUACACUCAUUAGUGCACUAUUCCGACUAGUGGAGCCUGCAGGUGGAAGGAUUGUGGUUGAUGGAGUAGACAUUUGUAAAAUUGGUCUUCAUGAUUUGAGGUCCCGUUUCGGGGUAAUACCUCAGGAUCCUACUCUUUUCAAUGGAACAGUGAGAUGCAAUUUAGAUCCCCUAUGUCAGCAUACUGACCAGGAAAUUUGGGAGGUUCUUGGGAAAUGUCAGCUACAAGAGGCAGUUAAGGAAAAAGAUAAAGGGCUUGAUUCCUUGGUUGUAGAAGACGGGUCAAACUGGAGCAUGGGGCAGCGACAGCUGUUCUGUUUGGGGCGUGCUCUUUUGAGGAAAAGCAAGAUAUUGGUGCUUGAUGAAGCGACAGCAUCAAUUGACAAUGCCACCGAUAUGAUAUUGCAGAAAACUAUCAGGACGGAAUUUGCUAACUGUACUGUAAUUACAGUUGCCCAUAGAAUACCAACAGUAAUGGAUUGUACAAUGGUUCUGGCCAUUAGUGACGGAAAACUAGAGGAGUAUGAUAAACCUAUGAAUCUGAUGAAGAAUGAAGGUUCACUCUUUGGGAAGCUCGUGAAGGAGUACUGGUCUCGUUAUCACUCACCGCAAUCACAUUGAAGCAAAGUGCAGAUCCGCAAUACAUUCUGAGGUGCAUCAAACUUCACAUCUGUUGCCUAAUUGCUACCUCAAUCAGUCCAUUGAGGGGAAGCAUUGAACUCAAUGGUGGUUUAUUUUGAUGUAGAUCAAGAUUAGGAAUCUGGCAAGAUUGUGUACCUCAACUAUUCCACUGGCUAGGUGAAAGAAAUCGGAUCUUUCUCUAAAUGUUAGUGCAUAACUUGCUGUAGGCUGUUAACACCACGAAGGUUCAGUAUGCAGUGAGCUAACCAACUGCAGCUUAGAAGCUUUAGCCUACCAAUUUUCUUGAUUUUAACAGGUUUUAUUUAGGCAUGCUAGCAAAGUCUUUUUUCAGGGUCAUAAAUGUACAAUCUUCCUGUAUUAUGAAUGAAAUUCUUUACACCUUCCAAUCUUCAA
This is a messenger RNA of Solanum pennellii, 6198 nucleotides long. Its product is annotated as ABC transporter C family member 10-like. Gene Ontology annotation, molecular function: ATP binding; ABC-type transporter activity; ATP hydrolysis activity. Bases 1369 to 5784 code for a protein of 1471 amino acids. Gene Ontology annotation, biological process: transmembrane transport. The transcript has 12 exons. Gene Ontology annotation, cellular component: vacuolar membrane; plant-type vacuole. The record is from RefSeq and is a predicted model, not a curated record. NCBI's taxonomy places the organism in Eukaryota, Viridiplantae, Streptophyta, Magnoliopsida, Solanales, Solanaceae.